Molecule: messenger RNA, 1995 nt
Organism: Gaeumannomyces tritici R3-111a-1
Lineage: Eukaryota; Fungi; Ascomycota; Sordariomycetes; Magnaporthales; Magnaporthaceae
Exons: 6
Coding region: 1-1995 (664 amino acids)
Source: RefSeq, a predicted model, not a curated record
AUGUCUUUUUCCGACCAGGUCUCUCGCGUCACAAAUGCCACAACAUUGCCCCAAAGCGAUGAGACAGACCCUCGGUUUAUCAUUGCCGUCGAUUAUGGCACCACUUACACGGGAGUCGCAUGGAUCCUCACCAAAGGCCCGGACGAGGGCCCGCCCACCCUCGCCGACAUCAAGGCGGUCCAGAACUGGGGCUCGGGCAUCGGCGACAAGGUGCCGUCGCGGUACACGUACGCGCCCAAGAACGGCAGCGACUGGGGCUACGGCAUCGGCGAGGGCUCGUACGUGGUGCGCCUAACCAAGCUGGACCUGGAGCAGCCGACGCGCCUCAAGGCCCUCGAGCAGCUGGUCAAGACGCUCCGGCACGCCGGCGAGCUCGAGUUCACCGAGGACCACGUCGCGCGGGGCGAGGUGCCGCGCCACCUGACCAAGUCGUCGCUCGACGUCAUGACGGCCUACCUCAAGAACGUGGCCAGGGAGGUGCACAAGGACAUUGCCAACAACCGCGACCCCGCCGCGCUGGACGAGUUCCCGAUCGACUUGGUCAUCACGCACCCGGCCGUCUGGGACCAGCGGGCGAGGAACCUGACCUUUAGGGCCGUCACGACGGCCUUCUCUAGUGUCUUUGGCGGCCUGCGGAGGAAUCCGGGAUACGUCAGGAUGACGACAGAGCCCGAGGCUUGCGCCAUGUACACGCUGCAAGACGCUAGGAGUAGAUCGCUGGAGACGAUGAGAGAGGGAGAGUGCUUCAUCGUCGUUGACGCCGGCGGCGGCACAGUCGAUGUCGUCUCCUACCUAGUAGAAUCAGCCCAUCCCAACAUGCGCAUCGCUCGCGUCACAGAACCCCAGGGCGAGCAAUGCGGAGCGAGUCAGGUCGACCGCUGCUUCCUGGACGACUUCCUCCCCGCGCGGCUGGGCGAGCACGACUACGCGCGCCUGAUGGGCCUCCGGGCGGACGAGGAGCAGCACGGCUACGGGACGCACUACGUGCUGAGGCGGGGCCAGAUCAUGAUGCUGGACAAGUUCGAGAGCAUCAAGCACGAGUUCGCGGGCCGGACCCAGCGGCAGCAGCUCGACAACGCGUUGCCGCUGCCGCCGGACCUCGGGAUCCAGAACGACCCGGAGCGCGGCAUCAAGAACGGCCACCUGAUGAUCUCGGCCGCAGACCUCGAGAAGAUGUUCAGCGGGUCCGUGCAAGGGACCAUCAACCUGAUCGAGAAGCAGCUGGUGCAGCUAGACACGCAGGGGUACGACAGCCGCACCAUAGUGCUUUCAGGCGGCUUCUCGCGCAGCCGCUACCUACACAGCAAGAUCCAGGACCGCGCGCGGUCGCGGAACUUUACCCUUCUGCGCGGCGACGACAGCUGGACCGCGGUCGCAAAGGGCGCCGUGCUCAUGGGGCUCGGGCGCGACUGCGACGUGCCGCCCGAGUGCGUGCGCUGCCCCUACCACGUCGGCGUCGUCGCCGCCACGCGCUACGGGCUGUACGACUACCGCGGCACCGGCGCCGACCACCGCCUGUACAAGGACUCGUUCGACGAGGUCGAGCGGGCCAGGGACCACGUCAGCUGGCUGUUUGCAAAGAACGACCUCGUGCCCACCACGCACUCGACCGAGAAGACGGUCCGGAUCCAGCGCAAGUUCUUGCGGGCAAACAGGAAGGUCGGCACCAUUACAGUCGUGCUGUCCGACCAGGUCUGGCGGACGGGCAGGCCGCCGAUGCCGGCCGACGAGGCAAAGGAUGUCACACGCCGUGAGGUGGGGAUAAACUACGACCUGGACGAGGCGGCGGCGCGCUAUCGCGGCGGCGGGGCCUUGUACGAGACGGUGGCGGACAAGAAGAGCGGCAUCCUGUACGACCGCGUCACUUUCGUGGUGGAAAUCAGCCUCACACAGUACAGCGGACGCGUCAGGCUGCUCCUGGACAGGGGCCAAGGCAUACCGGGGCUCUCGUCGGGCACCCACCACGAGCUGGACGUCAAGGUGCUGUACGGUUGA